AUGGAGUUCAACGUUCCUGAAGACAGUUGGGCAAUACACAAGAGACACAUCCAAUCGACCUCCAAUCUCUUUGCCCUCCCACCAGAUGUCCUGGAGACAAUUUGCGAAUACGCAUUAAGCUUACUUGAGAGCAUAGUUAUCGUCCUCGGUUCGAAGACAAGCCUAUUUCCGGUAUUUCCACUGCUCGACCUUGUCAAGAGGCGUUCAAAACUCCUCGGCGUUGUCGCGCCUAGUAUCUACACUUCGAACACGUUCACAUUUCUUGCGAAUGUUCAUAAGAAACGCGCAACAUAUGGAGAUAUGUCACACGCUUUCUUUUUGUUGAGGACGGACGUGCUCGGCAUCCGGACGACCGUCACGACAACUCUAGAGACGUUUCGCAAAGUCAAAGAAGAAGCAAAACGGAGACCUGGAAAGAGAUUGGCGAGGCCGAGGUUUCACUAUGCUACCCACGAUAUGAGCAAUCCAACAAAAGCAGAAGAGCGCGGUAAGUAUUACGCUAGGUGGCUCAAGCAUCUAGUGCCUGUGGGCGAGAAAACUUGGGAGGGUGAGAUGACUGAUGACGGAAAUCGAGUUCCGGGUAGCUUGAUCAGGGUGUGGGAUGAUCUGAGGAUCGCGCUAUUGGGUGAAGGUCUGAGAGCUGCGUGGUGA
This is a messenger RNA of Alternaria rosae, 651 nucleotides long. RefSeq lists its product as uncharacterized. NCBI's taxonomy places the organism in Eukaryota, Fungi, Ascomycota, Dothideomycetes, Pleosporales, Pleosporaceae. The record is from RefSeq and is a predicted model, not a curated record. The transcript has a single exon. The coding region runs from base 1 to 651 and encodes 216 amino acids.